AUGGCCAAGGUUAAAGUCCAAGUAGACCUCACCAAAACUAGACCUCGACACGUUUGGAUAGGCUUGGAUGAGGAGGACCUCACCAGAGGGAGAUGGCAACCAAUCAAAUAUGAAAAUAUCCCUCCCUACUGUGCCUACUGCAAGCAUCAAGGUCAUAUGAUAGGCGAUUGCAAUUUCAAAAUAAGAGAUGAAGACCUCAAACGUAGAAAAGAAUUAGGUGCAGAGAUGAAAAAUAUAAGUAAGAGUGAACAGGGGCAGCAAGGAAAUGAGCAUAGACAAGUCAGGACAAUGGAGCAAGAGGAACAACAACAUCGAAACACCAAAGAAGGGAACACACCUGAACAGCAAAAGGAAGAAGAAUGGCAAGUGUCAAGAAGAAAAAACAACAAACCACAAGAGGAGAAAACACAGAAGGCAGUGUGGAGACCUACCUCACCAAAGAACAAAGUGCCAAGAGAUCAACCACAGCUCACAACUCAGCAAAAAGGUAUACAUAAUACUUCUAAUCAUAAUCUUUUUUCUAACCUUAGCAUGCAGGAAAAACAGUCUCAAGAUACUCAGGGACACAACAGCAAUGAAGGGAAAGCAACACAAGAUUCGCAAAGCAAGUCGAAAGCAUACCACAACCAAAAAGAACAAAUCUUGCAAACAGAAAUCCAAGCAAAUAACAAGAACACAGGUAUUGACUCAAUGCUCCCAAUUCCCACAAACCCCAAUAUUUUAAUUUCUAAUGGUGAUGUUGAAGUUGAAGGAGGGAUGGAAGGGGGAUGUCAGGAGAGCCACACUAACCUGCAGGAAAAGGGGUCCAAAGGGGGGAAUUUGUCUCAUGUUAUGCAUGAGGGUACACACCUUGACCAUAGUCCUGACCUUAGAGCCCUUGCUGCCACUACUGUCCAGCUUCACCAACAGACACAUCAACAGGUACAGUCAGGGCCAAGGAAUCUGAUUAGUACUGAAAAUAAUAAAGAAAAGCAGCAAGUAAGGGCAGGAACUGCAGAUAAACAGAACAAAGGAGCCAUGGCAAAAGAUAUGGGAACCAAAUCAAGCACUAGCAACCAAGGAAAUGCUCCCAAAAGCAAGAACAAACCCAGUAAGUAA
This is a messenger RNA of Solanum verrucosum, 1098 nucleotides long. RefSeq lists its product as uncharacterized. The record is from RefSeq and is a predicted model, not a curated record. NCBI's taxonomy places the organism in Eukaryota, Viridiplantae, Streptophyta, Magnoliopsida, Solanales, Solanaceae. Bases 1 to 1098 code for a protein of 365 amino acids. The transcript has a single exon.